This is a messenger RNA of Osmerus eperlanus (European smelt), 1766 nucleotides long. Its product is annotated as urea transporter 1-like. The transcript is spliced from 10 exons. Gene Ontology annotation, cellular component: membrane. The record is from RefSeq and is a predicted model, not a curated record. Gene Ontology annotation, molecular function: urea transmembrane transporter activity. NCBI's taxonomy places the organism in Eukaryota, Metazoa, Chordata, Actinopteri, Osmeriformes, Osmeridae. The coding region runs from base 109 to 1416 and encodes 435 amino acids. Gene Ontology annotation, biological process: urea transmembrane transport.
AAGUGUGCAGAGAAGGGGAGGGGAGACAUUUGAGAGGAGGGAUUGUGAAGAGAAGAUCUAUAAUAAUACUGUUAUGUUUGGAUCGUUUGUGGACAUCUGGAAAUAUCUAUGCCAGGCUCUUAUAUCACAGCUGCCUUGCAGGACCUGAAGCCUCGGAUGAGCACAGCAGCGGCCCAGAUGGAGCCGGGGGAGAAGGCCCUGUCUGGGAGGAAGAACACGGCCACAGACUCCAGAGCCCUCCCCAGGCUCCUCAGCCUGUUCACCGGGGACAUGAGGGUCUGUGGAGACUGGAUGAAAAAGCAGGUUCUGGGGGUCCAGAUGGUGGACUGGGUGUUCCGGGGCCUUGCCCAGGUCAUGUUUGUCAACAACCCCCUCAGCGGGCUCCUGAUCGCCAUGGGCCUGAUUCUACAGAACCGCUGGUAUGCUCUGAACGGACUGCUAGGGACCCUCCUCUCCACCACAUCUGCCCUCCUGAUUGGACAGAGCCGGGGGGGCGUGUCUGCAGGGCUGCAUGGCUACAACGGGACUCUGGUUGGCAUGCUGAUGGCGGUCUUCUCUGCUAGCGGAGACUGGUGCUGGUGGCUUCUUUUACCCAACACCUUCAUGUCCAUGAUGUGCCCAGUGGUCUCCAGUGCCUUGGCCUCAGUCUUCAGUAAAUGGGACCUGCCCGUCUUCACUCUGCCGUUCAACAUGGUGCUGUAUGUACACAUGGCAGCUACAGGGCCAAACCACCCCUUCUUCCCUCAGGUGGUUAUUCCGCCAAAGUCCCUCUCCCAUGAUAACACCACUGGAACAGAGCUAAGUAUCUCUGAGCUGGUUCUGUCUGUGCCGGUUGGCGUGGGUCAGGUGUACGGCUGUGACGGGCCCUGGACCGGAGGUCUGUUCAUCCUGGCCCUGCUGGUCUCCUCUCCAACCAUCUGUCUGCACGCCAUACUGGGCUCAGCUGCUGGCUCACUGGCUGGUCUGGCCCUGGCUGCCCCUCGUCAGGAAAUCUACUCUGGCCUAUGGGGGUACAACAGCGCCCUGUCCUGCAUCGCCAUUGGAGGAAUGUUCUACGCGCUCACCUGGCAAGCUCAUCUAUUGGCCAUCACUUGUGCAUUUUUUUGUGCCUACUUGGGUUCAGCUUUCGCAAACGUGGUAUCCGUGUGGGGGUUACCAGCGUGCACCUGGCCGUUCUGCCUGUCCACCCUCACCUUCCUGCUCCUCUCCUCCGGCAUCAGAGCUCUCCUCAGGCUGCCCUUGUCUGCCGUGUCCUAUCCUGAGGAGAACCGCCGCUUCUACAGGAACCUGAGAGACUCGGAGGGGUGCGUGGAGAACCGUCAAGAUGACCGGCCGCAGAACCAGCAGAGCGUCAGUAACGAGGCCACGCUGAUGGAGGAGGAUGGAGACUGCAGGCCCAAUGUUAUUGUCACAUAGAUGUGGGAUAGAGAGAAGUGUGUGUAUGUGUGUGUUUGUGUGUUUGUGCUGGGGGGUAGAUUGCAGAGACAAGAAACUCGUGUUUGACAUUCAGGUUGUAAUUGGAAAAUACCGCUUCCUCUAAUUGCGGAUUUAUAAUGUUUGCCAUACACUGUUUUUAUUAGUUGAAUGGUAGUGUUUCAUGUUUAUCAUAUUUUCUGUAACUCCUGUGUUAUACAGCAGGGGGCAGCAUUUGCUAAGGCAGGCACAAGGCUGCUGUGUGGGUCUGAGAGUCUAUGACAGUUAAAACAAUGGCCGUUCCCAUUCAUAAUGCCUGUAUAAGCACUGGUUAAAUUAAAUGUACAAUUCUU